CACCGUCAGAGCGGAGCGAGUGUCCUAUAACCUGGACAUCUAAAUUCACGCUCUCUCUCUCUCUCUCUCUUUCUGCCACAGGAUGCCUCUCCUCCAUGGUGUCCUCUCUCAGGUCCUCAGCUGGUCGGUCGUCUGUCAGGUCCUGUUUCUGGUUGGGACUGGAUUAGGAGCUGUGAUUGCAGUGUGGACGGCGAGGUUGUUGGUGCGACACGCAUGGUACACACACAGGCUGUCCUGUUUCAGCAAACCACAUGCAAACUCGUGGCUUUUAGGCCACCUGGGCCAGAUGCAGAACACAGAGGAAGGCCUCCUGCAGGUGGAUGAGCUGGUGCAGACGUACACACACUCAUGUAGCUGGUUCCUCGGCCCUUUCUAUCACCUCGUCAGGCUCUUCCACCCUGACUACGUCAAACCUCUGCUGAUGGCACCUGCCAGCAUCACAGUGAAAGAUGAGCUUAUCUAUGGCCAUCUACGUCCAUGGCUUGGACAGAGUCUGUUGCUAAGCAAUGGGGAGGAGUGGUUUCGCAGGAGACGGCUGCUGACUCCAGCUUUUCAUUUUGACAUUCUGAAGAACUACGUUGCCAUGUUCAACACCUCAACUAACACCAUGCAUGACAAGUGGCGCCACCUGGUGGCAGAAGGCACAACUACUAUAGAGAUGUUUGACCACGUCACCCUGAUGACACUGGACAGUUUGCUGAAAUGUGCCUUUAGCUACAACAGCAACUGUCAGGAGUCGACCAGUGAGUAUGUGUCAGCCAUUGUGGAGCUGAGUGACCUCAUAAUAGACCGUCGGCAAAAGAUUUUACACCACUGGGACUGGAUUUACUGGAAAACACAGCAGGGAAAGCGAUUCAAAAAGGCCUUAAGCAUUGUGCACAGGUUUACCAGGGAAGUGGUUCAGAAGCGCCGUGCCCUGAUCAGCCAGCAGAGGGAGACAGACACAGAUUUAAACCCAGCACCACAGAGAAAGAAAGACUUUGUGGACAUCAUACUGCUGUCAAAGGAUGAGGAUGGACAAGGUCUAACAGAUGAGGAGAUACAGGCUGAGGCCAACACCUUUAUGUUUGCAGGUCAUGACACAACUGCCAGUGCAAUUUGCUGGACGCUGUACAAUUUAGCACGCCACGAACACUAUCAGGAGAGAUGCAGACAGGAAGUGACAGAGCUGAUGCAAGGCCGAGAUGGACGUGAAAUAGAGUGGGAGGAUCUGUCCAAUCUUCCCUUCACCACCAUGUGCAUCAGAGAGUCUCUCAGGCUGCACUCUCCUGUGCAGGCUGUAACAAGGAGGUACACCCAGGAUAUGGUGCUGCCCGGGGAUUGCAUAGUACCAACGGGUGCCAUCUGCUUGGUCAGUAUUUAUGGAACACACCACAACCCUGCUGUUUGGACAAACCCACAUGAGUUUAAUCCUCUGCGUUUUGACCCUACAAACAAAGAGGACGUGGCUUCUCAUGCCUUCAUCCCCUUUUCCUCGGGUCCCAGGAACUGCAUUGGCCAGAAAUUCGCCCUCGCAGAGCUCCGAGUCGUUGUGGCGUUGACCCUGCUCAGGUUUCGUCUGACCCUGGGGAUCAACCCUAAACUUGGUACCAGCUCUGGGGGAGUUCGCCGUCUCCCCCAGCUCGUCCUGCGUGUGGAGGGAGGUUUGUGGCUGCAGGUGGAGCCACGCCAGCUGGACGAGUUGCAGGAUGAAUGAUCCAACAAGGCGCCUAAAAAAAACAGCUUUGUUCUAUUCUUGUUCCUGGAUUUAUGUUGGUUUCAUUGUUUCUAAAUGCAUUUGUGAUAUUUGUUUUCUACAUAUUAAUUUGUUAGGCUACAUGUUUCUUUUACAAGCACAUUUAAAAUGACCAUAAUACAAUCUAAUGUAACGCUGUAAUGUUUUAAUGACAUGACUCUGCAAAGUUUGAUUGAUUAAAUCCUGAGUUUAAAAACUCAUCCCCCAGUUAAAUCACAGUUUCAGGACCAAAAGAAACAAACCAAUUAUAUGGGACCUGGGCUAGAACUGCCAGGUCAAGCCAGGGCCCAAAUUUCAGGCCUGUGCGUUACUCUUCAUUACUUACUCUUUAUACUCUGUUAAAGGAAUUAAGCAUAUUAAUUAAGGGUCUGUAACAUAGACACAAUCUGUGGUAACACAGUUCUGCACGUGAUUUGAUUGAAGGAAUCUUAAUGAGAAAAUUCCUGUGGGGACAAAUGAUGCAUCUAUUGCUGAUUUUAGCUUACAUUGUCAUUGGAAACAGUGUUGUUUUGAGGUUUUCUGGCUGCAGCAACACCCUCUUGUUCUUGUCCUAUUUCUUUAUUAAUAUUGUAUUGCUUUAAUAAUAAAUAUAUGAAUAUUAAGUCAA
Molecule: messenger RNA, 2342 nt
Organism: Chelmon rostratus (copperband butterflyfish)
Lineage: Eukaryota; Metazoa; Chordata; Actinopteri; Chaetodontiformes; Chaetodontidae
Gene: cyp4f3
Product: cytochrome P450 4F3
Exons: 13
Coding region: 83-1696 (537 amino acids)
Molecular function (GO): monooxygenase activity; iron ion binding; heme binding
Source: RefSeq, a predicted model, not a curated record